Molecule: messenger RNA, 1682 nt
Organism: Toxorhynchites rutilus septentrionalis
Lineage: Eukaryota; Metazoa; Arthropoda; Insecta; Diptera; Culicidae
Exons: 6
Coding region: 226-1362 (378 amino acids)
Source: RefSeq, a predicted model, not a curated record
AUCAAACACGAAAAAGUGAGCACAUUCAGUUCGUCAGCGCCGUCAGUAGAUGAGGGAAAAAAUUCUGCACGCAUCUAAAGUUGUUAGUGAUAAUAUUAGCAAGUAGUGUUAUUUCAUUUCGGUCAAAUAAUCUGGUACGAAAGUGCGUUCAGUCCGCGGAAAAAGUAAUUGUCAAUGCAUGUCUGGAGCAUUUUCAUUUUGAUUUUCACUUGCGGCGUUUAAAACAUGGCGUCGUCCAGUUCGACCAAUUUGAUUCAAUCGAAUCAGCAGCAUUCGCAGCACCGUAGUCCUUAUACGAAGAUCAAGCAAGAUUCGAAGUUGAACGUUGCUGCCCCAGCGUUCGUUUAUCCCUCCUUCAGGAGCUCAUCGUCUGCCCGUGCGUUACGUGGUGGGGAAAGCAUGCCCGAAAUAGGUUAUAUCGGCCCAACUCAACUUCCGGUCAACAGUCGGGUUUGGAGCAGCAUUUCCAGCUAUCCCUUGGAGCAAUUUGCUUCGUACCAAAGUACAACUCCCAAUCAACUGUUUCAGUACUACCAGAAGCAACAACAACAACAACAGCAUCGAGAAGUUUCUCCAUCGCCGUCUUCGAACUAUGAACCGUUGCAUCAGUUCGGACCAACGGUGCUGACAAAUGGUAUCAUUCAGCUGCGUUUGCGCAACUCUGUGGUCAUUGAGAUGACAGUGGACCGUUCAGUGAAGCUGAUCAACCAUCACGAACGGGUGACUAUCGCCCUGUCCAGUACGGGAACUUCAUCCGCACUGACACAUCCGAACGGGAUAGUCUUCCAGAACGGAUCGCGCGUUGAUAUUGCCGCGUUCGACGGCAGAAUGAAAAACCCUUAUGUCCGUUAUGCCAAGAUGUGGCAAAAAGGAAUAAGCCUAACGAGCGAAGGUUGCGCCCUUAUUUAUCUCGUUGAUGCAGCAGGGACUCGAACCACAUCGGAUGUUAUCAACAUCGAUCCGAAGGUCGACUACAUCAGCCCGGUGUUCUACAACGGGACGCGCAUUGGUACUCAGUUCUGUCAGGAGGCAAAUCAGAUUGCUCAGUGCUGCAACUUUUGGCUGAAUGAUGACGGCACGGAGACCUUUCAUCUCAAUGGGUUCCGCAUUCAACAAACCGUGGAUGGUUUGGUGAAAAUAGCUAGGACCAACAAUCGGUGCAACAUACGGACAAGUCCUACUAAUGGUUCGGCUACUAUCACAACACCCUACAUUCACUGCACCGCCUCAAUGGGACAGACGUCGCAUCUCUUCGUGCGUCGCGAAGAACGUCGCAUGCAUUUCGAUGGAUCCUCUUUUGUGGUUCGCAAUGCUGGCCAUUCGGCAGGAUUUGAUGAAUGGAAUCGACUACGAGUGUACUAGAUGGAGGAUAGAAAGUUUUUUCUAACCGUUAUACUGGAAACAGUGUCCAGUAAUAUUUACUACUCAGCAUAACCAAUUGAUGUUUAAAUUAGUGAGAAGUGAGUGGCACACGUGAGAGAACGCACUAUACUCUACCGUUUGCCUAUGUGCUUUUAUAUUUACUAGUGUAAUUCGUAUAUUUUAUCACUUGACUCUAUAUUAUCCGUUGUCUUGACAUACCCUCUUCGGAAGUGAACUAUUAACUAGUGUAAAUGUAGACCGCAGAGGAUGAGGUUCAAAUUCAAUUGAAUUGAAUCAAAAUUAUUUUUCGUUGCGAAUAA